AGUUCGAUACAAUCAAUCUGUAUAAAAUACCUGUAAGUGGUAAUGAACACUUGGUACAGGUAUUUAAUAAAAUAUAAGAUCAGAUCCAAAAUAUACCAAUUGAACUAUGGGCGUAUUUUCAAGAAAUUUUCAUUAAAAGUCACGUUUCUAUGUUUAUUUUUCUUUUCUUCUAUUACGUUUAUAUAUCUUCACGAACAAGUGAAAUAUAUCGAUAAUUUUUACGACAGAUUUGUUUUUGUUGAAGACAAUGUAAUAAACAGUAGAACUUUUUACAAUGGACACGUAAUCAAUAAGACGAAAUUAAAAUACAUACUCAUAUGGAAACCGAGUUUCUAUACGCCAUUCUACAGUCUUGAUGGUCAACAAAGAUUUAUAGAUAACAAAUGCCAGUACCAAAACUGUUUUGUGACGGGGGACAAGGACUAUUUGCCUGAUAUUACUGAUUUUGAUGCUAUAAUCUUCAAUGUACGUCAUAUGCAAAGCUUUCAGCAUAAUGAUGUACCAGUAAAAAGGUCGCCGAAGCAAAUAUAUAUAUUCUAUGCGAUGAAGUCAGCUGAAUAUUUUACUGUAUGUGACAAAGAAUAUGAUGGUUUUUUCAACUGGACUGUGACUUACAGACUGGAUUCUGAUGUACCCGUCACAUACUUUGAGGUAUUAGACAAAGCAGGAGAAGUAAUAGCCCCAAAAUUAAAUGUCAAAUGGAACAAUGCUUCUGGAGAAAUCACAAGAUUUUUGGCCAAAAGGUUAAGUGGCAAAUUCAAAGCCGUGGCUUGGUUUGUGUCGAACUGCUACGCGAAGAGUGAGAGAAUGGCUAUGGCAAAUAUUUUGAAAGAGUCCAUGAUUUCUACCACCCGGUUCCUACAUUGACGCAAUGAAGUUCCCUUAUGAUCAAUUAGCAUCCAAACUUAACGAAAUAAUUAGAUCUCCUAAACAUUAUUGGGAUUAUUUUAAAUGGAAAACGCAAUACGUUGUCCGUAGUGCGGACGCAAGUAAUAUUUGUUCCUUAUGUGCCGCCUUAAAUAAUGAAAGUAUGUAUAAGAAUAAAGUGUACAAAUAUUUAAGAAUGUGGUGGCACCCAUAUUACGAAGACCGUUGUACGAUUAUACCAAAUAAUUUUAGUGAUUACGCUGAUGGUUUCAAGAAAUUACCUCCAGAAUAUCAUACACAAGC
Molecule: messenger RNA, 1170 nt
Organism: Hyposmocoma kahamanoa
Lineage: Eukaryota; Metazoa; Arthropoda; Insecta; Lepidoptera; Cosmopterigidae
Product: alpha-(1,3)-fucosyltransferase C-like
Exons: 3
Coding region: 43-867 (274 amino acids)
Cellular component (GO): membrane
Molecular function (GO): alpha-(1->3)-fucosyltransferase activity
Source: RefSeq, a predicted model, not a curated record